Effrenium voratum is the source of this 4005-nucleotide messenger RNA. The record is from the annotation of a GenBank genome assembly. Lineage: Eukaryota; Dinophyceae; Suessiales; Symbiodiniaceae.
AGGACCGCGACUUGUUGCUCAAGUCGUGUCAGCCCUCUGGCCUCAACAUACCAUUUGCAGCGGUUGCAAUGGCCGAGUCGGAUGAUGUCGAAGAUAUCACCGAGGGCACAUACGUGUACUGGAUGUCCCAAAACGACGACAUCCCCCGAGGGGCUCUAGGGGUGGUCUAUGCAAAGGACGGGCCCAUGGUGAAGGCAAAGUUCACGGGCGGCAAGAUCAAAGUACAUCCAGCCAAGCUCAACGUCUGCGACUUCCAGAAGGGCACCUUCGUCCACUCCACGCGGGACGAGGUGCCCGCGGAUGUCAUUGGGCAGGUUAAGGACUGGGAGGAUGGUCAGCUGAGCGUGGAGAUCCAGGGGGAAACCGUCAGCGAGAAGCCUAAGAACCUGAUCCGCUGCGACUUCCAGCCGGGGAUGUUUGUGUACUGGGCCAAGUCGGACAAGGACGUUUCUUCGGACCACAUGGGGGAGGUGAUCGAAGAACUCAACGAGAAGGGCCGGGUGAAGGUGAAGUUCCCGGCGGGGUGCUGGCGCUUCCGUCCUGGGGAGCUCAUCCGGGCGCACGUGCAGAAGGGCUCCUACGUGCAGUGGCGCAAGGAUGACGAGGACAUCGCCAAAGGCGAGCUGGGCGUGGUGACGGGGGACCUCAACGACAAAGGCCGCCUCAAGGUCACCUUCGCCAAAGGCACCUGGCGCUUCAGACCCGCGGAGCUCUUCCACACGGAGCUGCAGAAAGGCGCCUUCGUGGCGUGGUGCAAGCGCGACGAGGACGUGGCCAAGGGCGACCUCGGCCGGGUGAUCGGCGUGAAAGUGUCCAAGGGCCGGCUGCAGGUCGCGUUCCCCAAGGGCUGCUGGAACUUCAAGGCGAAUGAGUUAAGGCCCCACGGCCUGCAGCCGGGCACCUGGGUGCUCUGGAAGAAGCAGGACGAGGACAUCCCGGAGAACGACAUCGGGGAGGUGGUCCGAACCUCCGGCGACGAGAACCGGCUCUACGUGCAGUGGCCACAGGGGUGCUGGAACAUGCAGCCCCGGGAGCUUGAGCAGCUCCCGUUUCAGCGCGGGGACCGGGCGCACUGGACCAAGACUGAUGAUGACAUUGCGGAGGGCCACAUCGGCCAGGUCAUGAGCGUCAAGUACAAGGAGGUGGACGGGGUCACGGAAGGCAACAAGAUCUAUGUGAAGUUCCCCAACGGCAGGUGGGCCUUUAACCCUCGGCAGCUGAUCGGCAUCAACCUGGACACGGAGGGCGUGAAUGAGCUGAAGUCCACCUUCAAGCGCUUCGACCAGAACGGGGACGGCAAGCUGUCGGAAGAGGAGCUGCUCGCAGUCUUGGGCGAGGUGGGCGUUCCAGAGGAGGAGGGCAAGCAGCUCUUCGAGGCUUUGGACAAGGACGGGGACGGCAAGCUGUCCCCGGCGGAGUUCAUCGACUACAUCUUCGGGGCGGACGCCUCGGGGUCUCAGAAGAAGCUCUUGGGAGAUGGCUUCGGCCUGGAUGCCGUCUUGGGCUUCGGGGACGAGGAAGAGGAGGACUCGGACGACGACGACCCGGCGAACCCCUCCGCCGGCGGACAGGUCGUAGAGGAGCGGCCGCCGUGGAACGUCACUUGCCACCCGGAGGACGCCGAGGGCAUCGACGAGAGCACCACGGUGUCGCGGGCUGAGUGGGCCACCGCGCUGCUGGCGCUGGGGGUCUGCCGCGCGGCGGCCCUGGAGAGCUUCGACGCCAGCGCCAAGGACGUGAAGGGGGCCGAGGCCACCGAGGAGACCGAGCUGAGCUUGAGCGUCUUGUCGGAGGAGCUGCAUGGCAUGGGCGGCGCCCCCGGGGUGGAGGAGCUGCGGGCGGCCGUGGGCACGGUGAAGCACGGGAAGGCAACGCCCCUGGACCUGGGAGUCCCAGCGGAGGAGGUGGACUUUGAGAAGGACCUCGCCAAGAAGGCGGGGCUAGACGGGCUGCUCUUCUUCCUCCACGUGGAAAACCUUCCGCUCAACGAGGCGGCGGAGCACUUGGGCCGCGCCAAGCUCUCGGAGUUGGAGCACAAGGUGCUGGCGGCUCUAAGCUCUGAGGAGCUGACGCAGAGCCUGGAGGGCGUCAGAGCGGCGCCGCCCACGCUGAGCUGUUUGUCCUCCUGGCAGCGCGCGCGGGAGAACUGCCGCCGGGAGGUGCAGGCCAUCGUGGACCGCUGCAGAGGCAAUGAGGAGAAGUUUACAGACGAGUCCUGGAACCCUUUCGCGAACGAGGCGUUUGUGAUGUACGUGGACAAGGAGAAGCCCGGCUGGGACUGCACGGCGAGAAAGGCGGAGUGCUGGAAGAGAGCCAAGGAGAUCCGGAGCAAGGCAAUUCUCUUUUCGGACGGUGCGGCGACAGAUGACAUUCAGCAGGGCCGCUGUGGGGACUGCUACGUGCUGGGGGCCUUGGGUGGGGCGGUCAGCAACAGGCGCCGUUUCCUUCGUCAGGCCUUCGUAGCUUACGACGAGGAGGUUGGUGUUUACGGCGUCUUGUUUUGCAGGGACUGCCACUUCACCUAUGAGAUUGUGGACGACGUCUUGGCGGUGAAUAAAUACGGCUCCUUUCACUACGCACGCAGCAACACCAGCCGAGAUGAGAUUUGGGUUUCAAUUCUUGAAAAGGCCUUCUUCAAGCACUACACUUGCGUUGAGAUGUGCGAUGGCGGGAGGGGCCCGGAGGCGCUUUACUCCUUUCUCGGGGGCAUUCAUGGCCGAUAUGAGAUUAUGGGUGGAGACUUUAAGGAGCCCUCCAAGUUCUUCGAGAAGAUCCAGGGCAGCCAUCAGAGUGGCGAGCUUUUGAGCACCUCCUUUCAGAAGCCCAGCAAGGGCAAGUACGCGGUGGGCGGGGGGGAGGCAGGGCAGUGCGGCGAGAAGGGGCUGCCCUACGGGCUCCACGCGGCGCACUGCUACUCGGUGCUGCGCACCGCCGAAGUGGACGGCCAUCAUCUGCUCUGCAUUCGGAACCCUUGGGCCCGCGGCGAGUGGAAGGGCCCCUGGUCGGACCAGUCAGAGGAGUGGACGGAUGAGCGGCGCGCGCUGGUGGGCGCCAAGAAGAAGGAGGACGGUACCUUCUGGAUGGCCGUAGAGGAUUUUGUGCAGGUGGCGUCCUCCAUCAAGUUCAGCCGCACCUUUGGCCCGGCUUGGCAGUGCGCCGCCCAGUACGGGCGCUUCGACCAGACGCGGCCGAUUGUUCGUGCGAAGAGGGAGUACCAGAACGCUGACGACCAAGAGAUCUCGCUGUCUAAGGGCGACAAGGUGGAGAUCUUGCAAAAUCAUGGCUAUUGGACGGAGGUCAAGAAUCUGCGUACGGGCAAGGUGGGCUACGUGCGCUCGAAAGAUUUGGAGACGCCCACGGCGAAAGUGGACAAGUAUGUGCUGGAAGCGACCGAUAUGGCAGAGAACGUGCCUCUCAUCCUCUCCCUGCAGCGGGAGAACCAAAAGCUGGCUCGGGAGUGGAACCACCCAAAGGGGUGGAGCGUGACCUACAAAGAAACCAAGUACAGCUCGGCGUAUGUCAUUAUUUAUGACAAGGACGGCAAGCAGACGGCCAAGCUCCGAUUCCGCGACCGCCACGUCUUCCAGUACCUGGAGCCCGCGAAGGGGCCCUUUGAGGUCUAUGUGAAUUCCCCAGACGGUCGCGGGAAGCGCUUCGCACUGUACAGCUUUGCGCCUCACGGCGUGCUCAGCUUGGAGAAGAAGGAGUGCUCAUACUCGGAGUUCCUGGACAAGAUCGGAUGACACACGCUCGGUCAAGAAACUUUUGUACCGGACAUGUAAUUGUGAGCCGGGCAUCUGAAAGGAUGCGCUGGCCGAGGUUGCUGCAUUGCGACGUGUCACCAAACUUGCGCUCGUGCUGACCCAGCAUGCAAUCCUUUUGCUUGGGUUCAAAGAGCCGCCAGCAUGCUGGGGAAAAGCCUUGGCCCACAGACGCAUGUUAGUCAUAGAGCUGGCUUGACGCUCGGGAGUGAUUUGUGGCGGGCGCAGCUCAUCACCAAUUCCC